Molecule: messenger RNA, 357 nt
Organism: Pochonia chlamydosporia 170
Lineage: Eukaryota; Fungi; Ascomycota; Sordariomycetes; Hypocreales; Clavicipitaceae
Exons: 4
Coding region: 1-357 (118 amino acids)
Source: RefSeq, a predicted model, not a curated record
AUGCGUUUUGCUCCCCUGGUUACCGUUGCCUUUGCCGCUCUCGGUGGUGCUACAGCGGCGCCAGAGGAACACCAAGAGCAGGCUAGAGCCGACUACCUGGCCAUUAUUUUUGGCCAGCCAAACUUCAGAGGAAGCUCUAAAACCAUUUCGGAUGGAGAGUCAAACCGUUGCAUCGCCCUCCAGGGCAACCUCCGCGAGAACGUGCAAUCCAUUUUAAUCGAUCGCCAAGACCGUGAUUUCUGUUACCUUUACAAGUUCCGAGAUUGCGGAGGCCCUUCUCGUAAAUUCGACCUUAACGAGAGAAAGAUUAGCCCUAGCAACUGGAGCUAUAUUAAAUGCAUCCGUGGUCGUCGCUAA